Molecule: messenger RNA, 1543 nt
Organism: Ziziphus jujuba (common jujube)
Lineage: Eukaryota; Viridiplantae; Streptophyta; Magnoliopsida; Rosales; Rhamnaceae
Exons: 11
Coding region: 389-1423 (344 amino acids)
Molecular function (GO): kinase activity
Source: RefSeq, a predicted model, not a curated record
UUUUUUUUAAUUAAAAGUUUAAUAUGGAAAAGUAAAAUCUUUCCCAUGUAGCCAAUUAAAUUACCAAGAUGUUGAUCUUUUAGAUGAAAAAUGCUACGAAAGGUUAAAAAGUAAUGACGAUGAUGAAAGUAUCAAUCAUCAAAUUCCUUGUAUGGAAAUCAGGUCAACCACCAAUUCAUGCGUCUACACCAAGCUAUCUAUAUAUGCUCUUGAAGAAACUCAACGCACGAGGAGGAUUACUUGCUUUUUUAUUUUUAUUUUUAUUAAAAAACAAAUAGCAUACCACUUAGAAAUUAGAAAGACCACGAUAAACAAGUUUAGGACUUGCCAAGCAGAAGAUUAAAGAUCCAAAUCUACACAUUUUCUCGUCUCUUUGCACUGUAGAGACAUGUUGCCCUGGUCCAAAAUAUCGUCGGAUUCGCUUCCUCCUCUUCCAGAAAACCGCAUCGUGGUGGGUGUUGGUAGUGCUUCGGUGGAUUUCUUGGCGACAGUGGCUGCUUAUCCCAAGCCUGAUGAAAAAUUAACAAGCACCAGUUCUAAGGUUCAAGGAGGUGGAAGUGCGGCCAAUGCGUUAACUUGUGCAUCUCGAUUGGGCUUAAAUGCAAGGCUCAUUUCCAAGGUUGCCGAUGAUUUACAAGGAAAGAGUAUACUGGAGGAGCUCCAGGCUGACGGGGUAGAUACUUCAUUUAUGGUGGUUUCCAAGGGCGGCUCCUCACCAUUUACUUAUGUCAUUGUUGAUGAGCAAACGAAAACUCGUACUGGAAUUCUCACCCCUGGAUAUCCUCCCAUGAUACCUGAUGACCUUUCCCGAUCAAGUUUAUUAUCUGCCCUUGAUGGAGCAAGAAUUGUAUAUUCUGAUGUACGGUUUAUUGAAACUGCCUUGCUUGUAGCACAGGAGGCUUCUUGCAGAAACAUACCCAUUUUAGUUGAUGCAGAUUACAAAAGCGAACAGUUGGGUGAUCUUCUAAAAUUGGCUGAUUAUGUUGUGUGCUCAACAAAAUUUCCACAGGCAUGGACUGAAGCACCAUCUAUUCCAAGUGCACUUGUUUCCAUGCUUUUGAGAUUGCCAAAUAUCAAAUUUGUAGUUGUGACUCUAGGUGAAGAAGGAUGCAUAAUGCUUGAAAGAAGUGUAAAUGAGGAUCUUCCAACAGAAGAAAUUGAUAUAGACAGCUUAUUAGAGUUGCUGAUGCAGAAAACAGAUGAUAGCAUAACCUUCCCAACAUUUGUCCCAUCGUCAGUAGCAAAACUAAGAGCCAACAAAUUUGGGACAGUCCAUGGGAGGUUGAUUGUUGGAACGGCUGAGAAAAUACCACCUUUAGAGCUCCUUGAUACAACUGGUGCUGGUGAUGCAUUUAUUGGAGCAGUUCUUUAUGGUAUUUUAAAUUAUUCAAACUUUAACAAGGAUGUUUUUUUUAUCUGUUAAUUCAUUUUGAUGAAAUUUUGAAAAUAACAAAAAGAAAAAGCUUGUUUCUUACAAUUACUUAUCAUUAUUCCAGGUAGAAGUCAGAUCAGUGCAAACCUCAUUUCUACUGCCCUUUCUACU